AUGAAGUCAAUGCUCAUUUUUGGGCUCCUGGCACUCUUUGUGGUAGCCAGCGCCGAGGAGGCGGUAAAGAAGGCUGAGGCCGAGCCAGCACCAGCCGCAUCCGCAACAGAAGAGAAGAAGCAAGAGAAACGUGGAAUUUCCCAUGGCUUGGGCUAUGGCUAUGGACCAUCGGCUAUUGGUGGUGGUGCCAUCUUGGGCUCAGGCAUUGGAGUCGCUGGGCCAGGCAUUGCAGUGGGCGGGCCAGCCAUUGCACAGAUUCCCACCCAAGUGCACACCAACACUGUGGUGAGGACCGUACAGGUGCCCUACCAGGUGGAGCGUCAUGUGCCUUAUCCCGUAGAGAAGACAGUUACGUACCCCGUCAAGGUACCUGUGCCUCAGCCCUACCCCGUCGAGAAAAUCGUUCAAGUGCCUGUGAAGGAAAUCAUCAAGGUUCCCGUCCACAUUCCUCAGCCCUAUCCUGUGGAGAGGAUCGUGAAGGUACCAGUCAAGAUUCCCGUCGAUCGUCCCUACACUGUGCACGUUGACAAGCCAUAUCCAGUCCAUGUGGAUAAGCCUGUGCCCUACACCGUCGAGAAGCGCGUCACAAUUCCAGUUCAGGUGCCAGUCGACCAUCCCGUGCCCGUCCAUGUCGAUCGUCCACCAGUGCCCUACAAAGUGCCCGUUGCUGUGCCCGUCCAUGUUCAGAGCCAUGUGCAGCCUGCCGUUGCCGUCACCCACUCCGUCGGUCCCGCUGUGAUCGGUCAUGGUGUUUCUGGAAUUGGCGUCUCUGGUCAUGGCAUCUCUGGUCUUGGCAUCUCUGGCCAUGGCAUCUCUGGCCAUGGCAUCUCUGGACAUGGCCUCUCCGGACAUGGCAUCUCUGGUCAUGGAAUUGCGAGCUACGGCAUUUCUGGCCACGGCGGCUAUCUCCACAAAAAGAAAUAG
Messenger RNA from Scaptodrosophila lebanonensis, 924 nucleotides. It is a transcript of the gene Vajk2, whose product is annotated as chorion protein S38. The transcript has 3 exons. The coding region runs from base 1 to 924 and encodes 307 amino acids. Lineage: Eukaryota; Metazoa; Arthropoda; Insecta; Diptera; Drosophilidae. The record is from RefSeq and is a predicted model, not a curated record.